Messenger RNA from Drosophila biarmipes, 936 nucleotides. RefSeq lists its product as uncharacterized. The coding region runs from base 305 to 682 and encodes 125 amino acids. The transcript is spliced from 5 exons. NCBI's taxonomy places the organism in Eukaryota, Metazoa, Arthropoda, Insecta, Diptera, Drosophilidae. The record is from RefSeq and is a predicted model, not a curated record.
CCCCGUCACCACCCCCUGGCAAUAGCAACCUAUCUAACAAGCCACAGUUCGGUAUGACGGGGACGUCAUCGCCUCGACCAUUUAUUUAGUUUUAAUUGGCUGCCACUAUGUUACGAACAGCUUAUUUUCAGUGACAGUGCCGCUAGCUCAGUCUGCCUCAGGGCAGAGUACCCCUAAUGCCACAGUUCGCAAUAUAAAAAAACAUCGACAACUUCGCUGUCUCGCAUCACUGAAACUAUCGGACAUCACUAAGAACAAAACGUAAACAAAGCCAAGCGCUCCCUCCCUACCAAGUGUACCCUUUAUGCUGCUGGGCACCACACAAACUAGGCCUGACGACAACCCUCCUCGCGACCACGACGGUUCCAUCUCCCUCACUGGUACAAGUUACUUAUACAUUCCGUCAAGACCAAGACUUGGCCACCGUCUUAAAGAAUUACGUGGUCAAAGUAGAGAAUGUGUUUUCAGGAAAAGGCUACAGGCACCGCAAAAAGUUAUGCACGGUCCUCAAAAAAUACACACGAAGGGCGUGCGUGCUAGGAAUUCUGAGGAGCUCCUGGGGAAAAGAAGGCAAAGGCCAAAAGGCAAACGACGAGGACAAAUACGGCUCUCGGGUCUAAAUCCGGAUAAAUGCACAAAUACCACUGUUGGCCGGGACGGAGGCCGAUUGUCGUCGGCCUGAGCACUUUUUGCUGGAGGCCAGCGGCCUCUUCAAAUAGGUAACCGGCGCACUCGGCCGCCCCAAAAAAAAAAUGGCGGAGAUCCCGAGAUGAGGUAGACUUUGUAGUCCGGAACGGACUCACCGGAAAGUACUGGAGGUUAUCGGCUAGGAUGGCGAAGGCGUUCUCAGCUGGUCUUCCGUGCGUGACGCCAGUGACUGGCAGCCAAAUUGUGGGUAGUAUAUAGAGUAUUUUAGUUGAACUCCAAAGUAUGUAG